AUGCCCGAAUCGACAGCCCAAUCCAGCAGCAUGCCAGAACCACCUCCGCACGUGCCCGACAGGACCGUCCCGUCCUCAAGCAGCAACGCAGACGCGGAAGAACUUCAACAAGGAUCGUGUCCAACAGCAGAUCCGAAAAACGGCCAGCAUGCCUCAGGCAGACCCUGGCCGCCCAGAUACGCGUCGUCAGCCGCCCCUGAACCCACUACUAGCGGUGCAACAAGCCAGUAUCCAGACACACACAACAGAAGCAUCAUAGCAGCUUCCGCGACUCUGGCCUAUCUUCAGAGCAAGUGCCGCAAGGAAAACUCCCCGAAUGAUUGUUCAGACCAGAGCACCAGCACCAAAGUCAGGGCGUUGACAAGUCUUUGUAGAGGCCUGCUACGGAAGCCCGGUGAGACGAUUGCUAUUUCUGCAGACGUUUUCCAAAACGAAAUUCUCUUGGCGGUGGCCCAUGAUGACAGCAGUCGUAUCCCUCUAGAGACGGGUACGAGUGAAGGGGAACGGCCUGAAAAAGUAUUCUACAUGUGUCCAGAGCUCUACACCCAUAUUCUUCUCCAGGCGAUUCCAGAACUGUGCAGCGACUGGCCCAGUCACAGAUGGACAACUCAUGCCCAAGAACAUCUCAUCAGGUUGCACAGCAUCAUCGCAGACAACUGGAAGAUGACGCCGGACGAAGACACCGAGGCAAUGCCGAAAUGGACCGGACACUCAGAAAAGCUUCAGUCUACGAUCGACUUCUAUCGCGAACACUCGGCUCAGAUACAAAAGGAACAUCCUCGGAUCCUAUUUGCGCUCCACACUAUUGAGUACGCAUUAUAUACCGUACAUCCUUUGCGGUUCUGUCUCUGGAGUCAAGUCGGAGGAACAUUUCUCGCACCAGAACUGAACAAGCUGGAGGAUCAGCACGAGAAGUGGUUUUCCGAUUGCGCCAUAGAUGCGACUCCAGCACAAGUCAGCCUCGACGAACUCAGCCAGAUCUGCGACCGUGUAUCUGAUCUCUGGCUGGCAACAGGCGGGACGCCGACCAGGGUCGACGCAGAUCCACACGAUGCAUUGGAGGCAGCACAGGAGACGCUCGAGCAGGGCCAAACCACAGAGAACAUCACUUCCUACUUUUACACAAUGGCGUUGAUGAUCCACUCAUCCAGGAAGGCUCUGGAACACCUUGUACACAUGUUUUCCUUGUGGGUCGAAAUUGGUGAAACCCACAAUGGACAUGUUUUGGACGAACUGGACACAAGGGUGGAGAUCACAUGGUGUUCUAUGGCACUGUACAGCGCACAAAUUACAUGGAACGAACUGAUGAAGUGUCCUUGGACCGUCGCAUGUGCCCUUCACCUACUCGCAGAGGAUCCCGACACUCCAGCACCACCCACGAAUGGUGGCCAAGGACGUGUGCCGGAAGAUCGAAUGGAUGUGGAAGAUGUAGAAGGCGAAGAUGAGGGAGAUAUCUAUCAGGCCUUGAACAGCGACCCAGCCAGGCCCCCAAGAUUCUCGUCAGUCUUCGUUGCAGUCGACAACACACAAGUGAGGGAUAUGCUAGAGGGUUGCUUCAGACUCGACGCUGUCAUGCGCCGACAGAACGAGGCGCAUGGGGUUAUAGAAGCCUUCACAGUUGGCAAGGCUGACAGCGAGAGCGACGAGAAACCCGUGCACAUCAGCUUUAUCUCCGAUAAGGACAACCACCAGAUCGACAAGACGGACGUGAUCGAAAUCAUCCGCGAGUAUUGGAAGAAAGAAGCUUCUGCCAACACUGACACACGUGCUCAGAAGGGAUUCGAUAUCCUCUCAGAGCUUGCGGACACAUCGGAACUGUCGCAGCACCACUUGCAAAUGAACUUGGGCCGCCCCAGAGUGCAUUGCGAAUGCGUCCUUGCGCAACACUGGAUAGCCAGACCACGGCGCGCGAACCAAGCAUUCCCAGUCAUCGGAGUAUCAAGCUAUGCAUGCGGCACCUGCAAAUUGUUCAUGGAAGCAGUCUUGGAACACGUCUGCGAACAAGCAGCACGCUGCAUGAAGCGAAUGAUACCUGGAGCAAGGGACGCAUUUUGCCUCUGCAUGGUGCCCGAGCAGUCGCCUCCCGAGGUCAAGAAGGCGGUUGCUGAUGCGUUGUUGCACAAACUGAGGACGCAGUUGAGGGAUGUCAAAAUUGCGACUUUCCUGGAGGGACAACUGGACGCAGCACGUGUGAACGCGGUUGACAGCAACAGCUGUCGACGGGGAUUUGAUGGACUCAACUCGCUGGAUGGCGUUACUGGGUCAUUCUCUGGCACACCUGAAGAUGAGGAACAGAUGACUGACAUCUAG
Diaporthe citri is the source of this 2310-nucleotide messenger RNA. RefSeq lists its product as uncharacterized. Lineage: Eukaryota; Fungi; Ascomycota; Sordariomycetes; Diaporthales; Diaporthaceae. Bases 1 to 2310 code for a protein of 769 amino acids. The transcript is spliced from 3 exons. The record is from RefSeq and is a predicted model, not a curated record.